AAAAACCUUAACUUAGAAAAAGAAAAUCAAAUUUCUCACUUUUUCACUAAAAAGAAGCUUUUUAUAGUGCGUUUGAGAAAAUUUAAUUUUUAACGACCACCCAAUCCACUUAAAUAGUACCAAAUCUAUAGUUUCCUAUUCAUAAAUAAUUAAUUUAUCAUAUUAUAAAAAAAGAUGAUUAAUAUGGAUCCAGUUUGUAUUUAUCAAUUAAAAAUUCGUUAAUGUUUUUAUAAGUAACAUUUGACCCAACAUAAAUAUACGAAGCAGAUACCAACUCACGAUAAAUUUAUCUACAUAUAUCCAUAUAUAUUUAUACUACUUGAUUAUUAACAAAGUGAGUUGUCAUAUUUCUAAUAACCGCAGUCAUUUCUCUUAAAAGGUUCAUUAAAACCGUUUCUGUCGUGCGCCAUCUUGUCUAUCCACCAAAGCUCCAUUAACCAGUGGUCAAUUAACCAAUCAAUUGAUUGCAUUGCCGAUUCGUAACCUAAAAAUUGGCAAUGGGGUAUUCAGUGGAAAUACUGUUGGCCAUAGUCGCGGUAAUAGUUUUAAUUUACUACUAUUUUGCAUCGGCUUACAAUUUCUGGUCAUCCCGGGGCGUGAAGGGGCCGAAACCUUAUCCACCCCUGGGUAACAUCACCAAGAUACUUAUGGGUAAACAUAACCCUGGUACAUAUUUACAAAUGCUGUAUAAUGAGUACCCAGAUAAGCCAAUCGUUGGAAUUUACCGUGUGCGUGAACCAAUAGCCUGCAUUAAUGACUUGGACCUAAUAAAGGACAUUCUGAUUAAAGACUUCAGUAAAUUCGUCGACCGCGGAACGGAAAUGUACGAAAAUCACGAGCCCUUGUCCAUAAAUAUAUUCAAUUUGGAACCAAAACGCUGGCGGUUAUUGCGGACAAAGUUGUCCCCCAUUUUCACAUCCGGUAAAUUGAGGGACAUGUUCCAUUUGAUUGUUAACUGUGCGGAAAGUAUGGGAAAGUAUUUGGAAAAACAUAACAAUGAGGUCAUCGAUAUACGAGAAGUUUCCGCGAAAUUUGCAACUGAUGUCAUUGGAGUUUAUGCAUUUGGGCUGAAAGCCAACGCCCUGGAAGACGAGAACAGUUUGUUCAGACAAAUCGGCAGGCACAUGUUUGAGGUUAAAUGGACGACGGCGGGUAGAAAUUUACUGGGAACUUUUUUGCCGACGAUUUACCGCAUGAUAGGUUACAUCAUGCGCGAUGAUAAGACUCAUGAUUUUUUGAUAAAUGUUACCAAGGAAACUUUGGAGUACAGGCAGAAAAAUAAUAUUGUGCGCAAUGACUUCAUUGAUUUGUUAUUGGGGAUCAAAAACCAGGGGAAAAUGAUUGAUGAUGUUGAAAUAACGGAUAAUUUACUGGCUGCCCAACUGUUGAUUUUCUUUGUGGGAGGAUUUGAAACCACGUCAUCAACAAUGAGCCAUACAUUGUAUGAACUGGCUAUAAAUCAACAUUGUCAAGACCGUUUGCGACAAGAAAUAACCGAGCAAUUGGAAAAAACGAAUGGACAAAUAACUUACAACAGUAUCAAGGAAAUGAAAUAUCUCAACCAAGUCUACCAUGAAUCAUUGAGAAAACACCCGGCGCUAAUGAUGUUCACGAGACGUUGCACGGAACCUUAUACAUUUGCGCGGACGAAUGUCACCGUGCCAGCGAACACCAAAGUCUGGAUCCCGCUGUACGCGAUUCAGUGGGACCCCAGGUAUUGGCCGAACCCAGAAGUCUUUGACCCGGAGAGAUUUAGUGAGGAAAAUAUCAAGAACCGGCACCCGAUGGCCUUCCUUGCGCUGGGUGACGGACCGCGGAACUGUAUCGGCGCGAGAUUCGGUGCCUUCCAGGUCAAAGUUGGGAUAACAAAAUUCCUAAGCGAAUUCAAAGUUGAAGUCUGUGAGAAAACUGAUCUGACCCAUGAACUAAAUAGACGCGGUUUUCUUUUGGUACCGAAAAAUGGAAUUCACUUGCGUGUCAAGAAAAUAUAAUUAUUUUUUUUAUUAGAUAAUAGUUUUUAUAAUUAAAGUUUAUUCGACUUUGGUUUAUUUUUAUUGUUAAUGAUCAAUUUUAGGGUAAAUAAAGUAAUCAUAUCGUAGAGAUAUGUGAGGUCAAGAUUUUUAUAGAAAGAAGAACAGGGGACGCUAAAAAUCAUACGCUCGGAGUUUAUCUAUCGAGUGCGAGCGUCUUAGACUCGAUUGUACGUGAUUGUUUCCAGUAUCUCGUUAUGAGUCCGUUUGACUUGAGUGUUAUGUUUUUUAUAUGUAAAUAGGACUAAUAUGAUAAAUAAACUCUUAAUUUCUUUUCAUGAAUAUACGGACUCAUAUCCAGACUCUGAAAUUAAUUUUUUUUUCACGUUGUGGAGGGGGAAGGUCUUCCGUGGAAAUCCUGGUUUACGGACUCAUAACGAGCGGACUCAUAACGAGACUCGACUGUACAUUAGUUUUUGUGACAGAUAUUUGAAAUUUACUACAUUUAGUGCCUAUGAAUGGCAGGUUAUAAAUCCGCGUUUAUUUAUUUGGUAAGAUUGUUUUAAGUAUUUAUUGGAAAUUAGGGAAAAGUCGGUAAGUGGACAAAUUUAAAUGAUAAUAAAUUUUGUCACAAGAUGGCUCGUUAAGUUACUUCGAUAUUUUUUGGUCGUUUGCUAUCGCACAUCAUGUAACCAAAAAAUAUUUUUUGAUCCGAUAAUGAUGUCACCUUUAGAACGGUUAGGUAUCUUUUUUACCAGCUGUAUCUUAUCUAAUAUUUUUAGCUGCCGGCUAUAGGCGCUCAAUGUCGUAGAUUUCAAGUAUCUGUCACAAAAAAUAAUUAUUAUUUUUUUUUUACUACACGUCAUAUAAUUUUUCAUCUUCUUUAUACUAACGGUCCGAUAGUAGGGAAAAUGUUAGUUUUUUUUCUUUUUUUUUGUUGUAUUGAACUAAAAAUACUCAUAUAUGAUUAUAUAUGCCCAGAUAUAAUGAUAUAUGAUGAUAUAUGAUUAGAUAUGAGUACAUGAUAUAUGACCAGAUAUGAUCAUAUAUGGCCAUAUAUGAUGAUAUAUGAGCAGAUAUGAUGACAUAUGCCUAGAUAUGAUGAUAUAUGACCAUAUAUGAUGAUAUAUGACCAUAUAUAAUCAAGCAGGAUCAUAUCUGUGAACACAUAGAUACUGAGUAUUGAAGAAAUUCAAAAAAAUAGGCUAUCUGAUCAUAUAUGCACGUGCAUUAUAUCAUAAUCUAUAUGAUUGUAUAUUAUAGGAUCAUAUAAAGUCAUAUAUGUCUACAUAAGAGCGUGCAUAAUGUUAUAUGCUCAUAUUUUGCUGUAUAUGACUAUAUGUGACUCUAUAGCUGUAUAUAAAAUCUGAUGUUCAGAUAUAUCAGAUACGGCCAUUUUUGUAUAUGACUAGACUUGAGUGCUCGUACAUAAUUAUAUAUGACGAUAUAUGAUCAGAUUAAGCUAUUUUUUGUAACAAAUCGGAUCAAAUGUUCGUGCAAAAUCAUAUAUGAUCAUAUAAAAUCAAAUAGGAACAGUUUUCGUAUUAUAUAAGAUCAAUUGCUUGUAUAUGAUCAUAGAAACUCAUAUAUGUCUAUAUAUAAUCAUAUAUAACUACUCGUGAUCAUAUAUAAUCAAAUAUGAUCAUAUAUGAUUAAAUACUGACAUUCUUCGUACCUCAUCAGAUCAAAUGUUCUUAUAUGGUCACAUAAACUCAUAUAUGAUCAUAUAGGAUCAAAUAAUGAAAUUUUUCGUAUCUCAUCAAAUCAAAUGUUCCUAUAUGGUCACAUAAACUCAUAUAUAAUCAAAUAGUGACAUUUUUCAUAUCUCAUCAGAUCAAAUAUUUGUACAUGAUCAUAAAAACUUAUGUAUGACUAUGUGUGAUCAUAUAAACUCAUAUAUGACCAUGGGUGAUCAUAUAUGAUCAAAUAAUGAAAUUUUUCGUAUUUCAUUCGAUCAAAUGUUCGUAUAUGAUCAUACAUUCUUAUAUAUGAUCCCAUAGAGCCUAUA
Microplitis demolitor is the source of this 3978-nucleotide messenger RNA. RefSeq names its product cytochrome P450 6k1. Bases 498 to 1991 code for a protein of 497 amino acids. Gene Ontology annotation, molecular function: oxidoreductase activity, acting on paired donors, with incorporation or reduction of molecular oxygen; monooxygenase activity; heme binding. The record is from RefSeq and is a predicted model, not a curated record. Lineage: Eukaryota; Metazoa; Arthropoda; Insecta; Hymenoptera; Braconidae. The transcript is spliced from 3 exons.